AUGGAACGAGAUCUUUUUGGAGUACUGGAUCAACUACAGAAUAAUGGUUAUUUAGCGACAUCAGUUUGCCCUUAUCGUUAUCUGAAUGACACUUUAUAUGUGGUGAAUGCCGAAGCGAAACGGGGACGUCAUUUCCCAGUCCAUUUCUGUACCACAACUGGCCUUCCUAUCUUUACAAGUGUUUGGCAUAAAGUCGACGAGUUUCUCUGGCAUUACGUCAUUGAGCAAGGCUCUCUUGAAGAAAUGCUAAAAAAGGACACUCAAAUGGGGCAAGAGGGCUAUUAUAUAAAGAUUUUUCUGACUUUUAAAAACACGUCAAGCGAAACUUUGCAAGCAAUAAUUUUAUGGAGGAAAGGAUUUGGAGUUCGAUAUCGCUUUGAGAUAUUUAAUAGUAUUCACGAUUUGGAACCUCGAAUGGGAAAAGGGAAUUCUGACCUUGAACUAUCAGUGGUUCAUUUGACUCCAAAUCAAAAAGUUUACACGAUUUGGAGAGAUCAUGGCACAAACACUUCCUUCUGGGUAAACGAAGAAAUCGAGAAAGUAAUGCGAACAAUGGAAAUCCCAUCAAUGUCAAUUUUUGUUCAAGUAAACGGAAUUGAAAUCUACAAGGCAGCUUUUGGUUAUGCUGACGUUUUACAAAGAAUAAAGGCCAACCCCGAUCAUCGAUAUCGAAUUGCGAGCAUCUCGAAAACGAUCACUGCAAUGGCUAUUCAAGAGCUGAUCAAUCAAAAAAAGAUUCGGCUCGACUCGCUUGUAUUUGGCCCAACUGGAAUUCUGGGACACGACUUUGGCACACGGCCCUACAACUCUCAAAUGCUUUCAAUCACCGUUCAACAUCUCCUCGAGCACACCGUCGGCUCCUGGGAACACUUCAGAAGAUACGAAUUCUCAAAGCAAAACUUCACCAAUCAUCAAUUUCUUUCGUGGCUCUUUGACUCUCAUCCACCAAAAGUUUCUGUUAACAUUGUUCAUCUCUACUCAAACGUCGGCUAUAUAAUUUUGGGUCGAGUCAUUGAAAAGAUCUCCGGCGUUAGCUACGAGAAAUUCGUGCAAGAGAAUCUUUUCAAUAAACUCCAUAUCAAAGGGCAUUUAGGAACAAGAAAAAGACAAGAAAAUGAGGUGUGCUACUACUCUCACGACAACGCGAAUCCCUACUUCAAUUGGGAUCCAGUGAGAAUGGAUGCAGCUGCUGGAUGGACUUUAACUGCUCAAGAUGUGGCAAAAAUCUUUGAAAAUUUGUCAAAAAAUCGCUAUCGGGAGUACGAAAAUUUGAUUCAAAGAUCCCGAUGGGAUUUCGCAUAUGGACGCGGAGUGCAAAUUGGAUGGGAUCAAAGUUUCUAUCAUUUUGGAUCACUUGCUGGUAUUGAGGGAAUCGGUUUCACGAGAAACGGCUUUCAAUGCGCGAUUCUCGUCAAUGUGCGCGGGAAACAAGAGAAUUUUCUCACUCAUUGGAUGCUUCAAUUUUGCCAAGCUUUUUCGAAUCAA
Molecule: messenger RNA, 1485 nt
Organism: Mesorhabditis belari
Lineage: Eukaryota; Metazoa; Nematoda; Chromadorea; Rhabditida; Rhabditidae
Source: the annotation of a GenBank genome assembly